This is a messenger RNA of Alosa alosa (allis shad), 966 nucleotides long. It is a transcript of the gene cldn11b, whose product is annotated as claudin 11b. Gene Ontology annotation, cellular component: bicellular tight junction; plasma membrane. The coding region runs from base 93 to 743 and encodes 216 amino acids. The record is from RefSeq and is a predicted model, not a curated record. Gene Ontology annotation, molecular function: structural molecule activity. The transcript is spliced from 3 exons. NCBI's taxonomy places the organism in Eukaryota, Metazoa, Chordata, Actinopteri, Clupeiformes, Clupeidae. Gene Ontology annotation, biological process: cell adhesion; bicellular tight junction assembly.
ACCUGAAUAAUUUCUUAACACUUGUUUUCAAAGGAUUGAGAAGCAUUUGAAAGAAUACAAGGAUUUAACUAUUUGUGAAGCAUUCCAACACUAUGUCUCAAAGCUGUCGAUUAUUCUGUGGAUUUAUACUGAGUUUCAUUGGUUGGAUUGGACUCAUAAUUGCCACCGCCACAAACGACUGGGUCAUAACCUGCAAAUAUGGCAUGCACACUUGCAAGAAGAUGGAUGAGCUAGGUUCUAAAGGGUUAUGGGCUGAAUGUGUGGUUUCUACCUCCCUUUACCAUUGCACAGCUUUGAACCAAAUACUCGCCUUACCAGCUUAUAUUCAGACGUCCCGAGCGCUAAUGGUAGCCGCAUGCAUUGCUGGCUUCCCAUCCUUGGCGCUGGUCAUGAUGGCUCUGCCGUGCGUCAAACUGGCAAAUGAGACAGACGGCGCCAAGCAUAAACGCGCAAUCCUCGGAGGCAUCCUAAUUCUGUUAAUGUCUCUAUGUGGACUGGUGUCCACUGUGUGGUUCCCCAUCGGGGCGCACCAUGACGAGCGCCUCAUGUCUUUUGGCCUCUCCCUGUACUCCGGCUGGGUGGGCUCGGCCCUGUGCCUCCUUGGCGGGGCAAUGAUAACCUGCUGCUCUGGCGGCGGGGCCCAGCCCCAGAACCACCACAACCGCUUCUACUACUCAAAGCAGAGCGGUACGGCCAACGCCAUGCCUCCCGCAGCCAAUCAUGCCAAGAAUGCCCACGUGUGAGAGAACGAGAGAGAGAGAGAGAGAGUCCUCUUGGCACUGAAACAGACCAGCAACUAACUCCAGAAGAAAAUCACACAGGAUGCCAAUUCUGACCUUCAACCAGAACAGAUGGGAGAGACGAGAGAUGUUCAUGAGUUCCUUUGCCUCUACAGACAUUACUUAAAUACAUAAUACGUAAAUAUGGACUACUACAUUGAGUUUGUUUAUGGAGUACAAGUUUGUC